AUGGGUAAAGUACCUCAAUCCGAACAUCAGCACAAUGUAAAUAUGACUAUAGUUUCUAUGUUAUCUCAAGAAGACCUGCCUAUUUCAUCGUUGUGGGACUUAGAAUUAUUGGGUAUCCGAGAUCCUGUUGAACAAAAAACUAAAGAAGAGUCAAGAAGAGCUAUUAUGGUUCAUUUCCAAGAAACAGUUCGUCAAUUAGAAAAUGGUAGAUACGAGGUUGAUAUGCCUUGGAAGAUUGAGCAUGCAGUCUUACCUGACAAUUAUGACCUAUCUUUGAAAAGACUCGAAUCUACUACGAAGAAGUUGGAAAAAAUCGGAUAUCGUGAAAGGUAUCAUGAAGUCUUUAAUGAAUGGCUGCAGGAAGGAGUGAUUGAAGAAGUUCCCCAAAAGGAGUUGUCUUUACCCGUUGUUCAUUACCUCCCACAUCGUCCAGUCAUUAAGGAAACGUCCUCACUAUCUUCCAUGAAAAUUAGACCCGUUUUUGAUGCUUCGGCAAAGCUUUCUAAUCAGCCAUCUCUAAAUGAUUGCUUAGAGACUGGAAUUAAUUUGAUUGAAACUAUUCCGUCUAUUCUAGCAAGAUUUCGCUUACAUGAAAUUGGUGUGAUUUCAGACAUCAGAAGAGCUUUUUUUACAGAUCUCUAA
Molecule: messenger RNA, 642 nt
Organism: Stegodyphus dumicola
Lineage: Eukaryota; Metazoa; Arthropoda; Arachnida; Araneae; Eresidae
Source: RefSeq, a predicted model, not a curated record